Brassica napus (rape) is the source of this 396-nucleotide messenger RNA. Its product is annotated as auxin-responsive protein SAUR21. The record is from RefSeq and is a predicted model, not a curated record. The transcript has a single exon. Bases 1 to 264 code for a protein of 87 amino acids. Gene Ontology annotation, biological process: response to auxin. NCBI's taxonomy places the organism in Eukaryota, Viridiplantae, Streptophyta, Magnoliopsida, Brassicales, Brassicaceae.
AUGGCUUUGGUGAGAAGUCUCUUCAGUGCAAAAAAGAUUCUUAGCAGAGCAACCUCGGCAGCGCCAAAAGGGUUUCUUGCGGUGUACGUAGGAGAAAGCCAGAAGAAGAGAUAUGUGGUGCCAAUCUCAUACCUGAGCCAGCCUUCGUUUCAAGCUCUACUAAGUAAAUCUGAGGAAGAGUUUGGGUUCAAUCAUCCAAUGGGCGGCUUAACAAUCCCUUGUCCUGAAGAUACUUUCAUCAAUGUGACUUCUCGGCUUCAAUGAUGAUUGAUGUUUGUCUACCAUUUUUGUUCUUUGAAUUAGAAGUAGACUUAUUCAUUGUACAUAUAUGAAUCUUUCCCGAUAAUGUAACAGAUUGUGUUCCUUUGUCAUUUAAUCGAUACGAUCAUGGCAAUA